UACAACUUCCAACUUGCCAUUUGCUUACUGUAUUCCUUUAAAUCUCUCCUUCCUUCCACAGGAAUUUUAGUAACCAAAUUUGCCAAAUCUCUCUCCAGGAAAAAUGGCUUUGGAGAUUUGUGUCAAGGCUGCUGCUGGUGCCCCUGAUGUUCUUGGAGACUGUCCAUUUUGCCAAAGGGUUGUUCUUACUUUGGAGGAAAAGAAAGUUCCUUACAAGAUGCACCUCGUCAAUCUCAGUGACAAACCUCAAUGGUUCUUGGAGAUAAGUCCAGAAGGAAAGGUACCGGUGGUGAAGUUUGAUGACAAAUGGGUGCCUGACUCUGACGUGAUUGUUGGAAUUCUUGAAGAGAAGUACCCUGAGCCUUCUCUGAAAACACCACCUGAAUUUGCCUCUGUAGGAUCAAAAAUAUUUGGAACUUUCAUCACAUUUUUGAAGAGCAGGGAUGCAAACGAUGGAUCUGAGCAGGCUUUGCUUAAUGAACUAAAGGCAUUGGACGAGCAUCUUAAGGGUCAGGGACCAUUUAUUGCUGGGGAAAAGAUCACUGCUAUUGAUUUAAGUUUGGGGCCAAAGCUCUAUCAUCUUGAGAUUGCUCUUGGCCAUUUCAAGAAGUGGACUAUUCCGGAAAGCUUGACUUGUGUCCACGGUUACUUGAAGUUGAUUUUCUCUCAAGAGUCCUUUGUGAAAACAAGUGUUGCCAAGGAAUUCGUGAUCACUGGAUGGGCGCCUAAGGUCAAUGCAUGAACUCGUUCAAAACUAUAAGCUUUUUAAAAUCUGGAGUAUGUAAGUGGGUAAGACGUUAUGUUAAAACCAGAUGAACACUGGCUGCUUCACUUGUGAAUAAAUGUUUUGAUCUAUAAUUAUCGUAUCCAUGGUAUUUGCUAUUAAUUAUUAAACUUUGGUCUGAUGUUAAAA
Theobroma cacao (cacao) is the source of this 913-nucleotide messenger RNA. Its product is annotated as glutathione S-transferase DHAR2. Lineage: Eukaryota; Viridiplantae; Streptophyta; Magnoliopsida; Malvales; Malvaceae. The record is from RefSeq and is a predicted model, not a curated record. Gene Ontology annotation, molecular function: glutathione dehydrogenase (ascorbate) activity. Gene Ontology annotation, biological process: ascorbate glutathione cycle; cellular oxidant detoxification; protein glutathionylation.